CUGCAUUGUCGCCCCCUUCGCUCUCACUUCAAGGUUCAGCGUGACUUCAAUAAGUACUGGCACCCGAAGGGACUAGCUGGCAGACGACUGCCCCUUCAGAGAUCACUGUCAAUAUCAGUAAUGCCGACUUCACCAUCUCAAGCCUUCGCAAAUGCUUACAGUACGACAUGCAUUGGAAUGUUAUUCUCGUGGAUGUUCUUCGGUGGCACUGUUGCUCAAAUAUUUUACUAUUUCCAAAACUACUCCAAGGACAAACUCCCGGUGAAAAGUUUCGUUUUACUCUUGCUUGCACUAGAUCUUGUCAAAGAAAUUGCUCUCUGCAAUGCCUUUUGGUCCCGUGUUGUGACCAAUCGUGGCAACAUACUUGCGGCUGAGAUCUGGACACCGAGUGACUACAUGGUUUGGGUCUUCUCGGCUCUCGCAGUUGUAUGCGUGCAAUGGUUUUACAUCCGUAAUAUCUGGAUCUUAUCGCAGAGAGCCUGGCUACGUGUCCCACUCACGGCGAUAGCUCUCUUGCUGCCACCUUUAGUGAGCUUUUCGAGAACCGACACAUCUUUGACCACGCUGAAAGAGAAACUCAUAGCUUUCGUGUAUGAGACCAACCUCGCUCAGAUGGCAAGUACCGGAGGAAAUGAGACUUCGAUACAUGCCCAUCUUCUCGUGCCUUCUCGCUUGCAAUCGGUCACGGAUUUGGCGACCAAUGUUUACAUUAGUUUGUCAUUGAUCUUCAUUCUUCGUGGCGCGAAAAGCGGAUUCAAGACUACGGACAACAUGAUUGGAAGGCUCAUCACAUUUGUCGUCAACCGUGGCCUUUUCAUCUUUGUUUUGCAGCUACUCGAGGUGGUCUUAUACAAUUGGGAUGGCCACUGGCUCGGAGACACGAUGAGCAACCUGUUUUAUUUCCCUUCAAGCACGAUCAAUAUCAACGCGGUGCUCAUAGUGCUCAAUGAACGCCGACGUAUCAGAGACGAGGACUCACCGGACCUGGAUUCAAAAUACUCUGCGCCUCUGGGCGAAUUUCAGGCUGCAGUGAUGGAUGCAGCAACAUCCCACGCUAAACCUGUCGAUCCCGAGAAUGUGCAAACCCGAUCAAUUGGAGAAGAGGCGACCUUCGCAUUGUCCAGUCAAACGACAGGAGGGGUCCGUUGAGGACCGCAUGAAACCGCAUUUUCUCAGGACCUAGCGAAGCGACAAGCUGUCCACGGCGCAAUCACGACGGUAUCACUCAGUCCCCGGGGAACAUUGCAUGCGAUGUGAGGUAUUAUGUACUCAUGUAUGAGCCAGAUCAAUAUGAAGGACAGUGUGCUUGGCAACGACUACUGUUAUUCAUAGCUAGAACAGAAUGCUAAUUGUACAUGCCGACUUCAUUGUGACAAGCCAGGAGCGUGAUUGAUACCAU
Molecule: messenger RNA, 1399 nt
Organism: Fomitopsis serialis
Lineage: Eukaryota; Fungi; Basidiomycota; Agaricomycetes; Polyporales; Fomitopsidaceae
Exons: 20
Coding region: 121-1149 (342 amino acids)
Source: RefSeq, a predicted model, not a curated record